Messenger RNA from Rhincodon typus (whale shark), 1623 nucleotides. Its product is annotated as prelamin-A/C-like. The record is from RefSeq and is a predicted model, not a curated record. The transcript is spliced from 5 exons. Bases 691 to 1623 code for a protein of 310 amino acids. NCBI's taxonomy places the organism in Eukaryota, Metazoa, Chordata, Chondrichthyes, Orectolobiformes, Rhincodontidae.
CCUCUACAAGUUGUGGGCACCAUAGGAACUACAGCUGACAGAAAGGAUAUUAUUCCGUUGUAUGGGCUGCAGCGGUGGUGUGCUAUCUCCGAGCAAACAGGCCUAGGUUCAAAACCCACCCAUUUCUGAGGUGUGUCGUAACAUCUCUGGAUUAGAAAAUUUGUGGUUGAAUUUUCAUAAUAGUCUAACUCAAUUUCGCCCUUCUGAAGGAGCCCACGAUCUGUUGAACUUGAUAAAACUGCAACAAGCAGCUCCUUCUACGUUUGAUCCGGGAGUGCGCAGAACGUGACUGGGAUGAGUCGGAGUUUUCCUCCUUUGCGACCAGAAAUACGCAGCUUCGGUCCAACACAGGGUCGGCCCGAAAGCUUUAAACCGGUGGCAAAAACCUUUUGAAUCGAAACUUUAAAACGUUUGCUAAACGGUCUGAAAAAAAAAGCCCCAGGCUAAAUAAAGACCUUUUUAAAUAAAGCCAUGUGACACAAUAUAAAACCUACCCAAUGACCUCUCACUCCCUUCCCCUUGGUCUAAGGAAGAAAACUGGUCCUGGUGAGAGAUUCGGUGCAAUGAUGGCUUUUGAUGGCAGUGCUAUGAUUUUAUUCUUAGCCAGAGUUAAGGAUGUUUGAGUGAGGUUUUUUUAAUGUAGCCGGGUUUUGGGUGGUACAGGUGACUGGCGACCUCUGGGGAAAGGGAAUGGCUCUGAGAGCCUCCAGCCAGCAACAGCAGCGGCCGGGCUCCGCUAAGGGAUCGAGCCCCCUGGUUAAGCCGAGCCCGCUGCGCCUGAGCCGGCUACAGGAGAAGGAGGAGCUGCGGCAGCUCAAUGACCGGUUGGCCGCCUACAUCGAGCGGAUCCGCUGCCUGGAGGGCGAGAACCAGGCGCUGCUGGCCAGGCUGAGCGAGCAGCAGGAGGCACACAGCUCCGGUUACCGCACCAGCCGCUCCCUCUACCAGGCUGAGCUGAGCGGGGCCCGGCAGCUGCUGGACCGCACGGCGAACGACAAGGCUCGGCUACAGCUGCAGCUGACCCGCCUCUCCGAGGAGCACCGCCGCUUGCAGGAGAGAAAUGCAAAAAAGGAAUCUGAGUUGAAAUUUGCUUUGGCCCGGGUGAGCGAUUUGGAAACUUCCCUGAAUUCCAAAGAAGCUCAGCUGGCGACAACAUUAAGUGAGAAGAAGACCUUGGAGAGUGAGCUCACCGAAGUCAAAGCUCAGCUCGCAAAUAUUAAUUCAGUUGCCAGUGACGCUAAAGCACAACUCCAAGAUGAAAUGUUACAAAGAUGUGACUUGGCAAACAGAGCACAGACGUUGCAGGAAGAGCUGGAUUUCCAGAAAAGCCUCUAUGAGAAGGUUGUUGCUGGUUUUCAGGAACAUGAGGAAAUCAUUAGACAGGGCUACAGGACUUUGUGCAGAGUUGAGAAGACCAAGUUAUACCUGUUGGAAGAUAAAGUGAGGGUGAUCAAAGGUGUCCCGGCUGCCAUGUCGGUACUGGAGCUUAAGUCCUUCCUUGGGUUGGUAAAUUAUUACAGAAAGCUAAUAUGUAACCUGGAAUCCCAUCCUGGCAUCCCAACGUUUGCUGUUGAAAAAGGGUCAGCCUUGAAAAUGGUCUCGGAGCCAAGAUGUGGCCUUUAG